Molecule: messenger RNA, 2208 nt
Organism: Polypterus senegalus (gray bichir)
Lineage: Eukaryota; Metazoa; Chordata; Cladistia; Polypteriformes; Polypteridae
Gene: nucb1
Product: nucleobindin 1
Exons: 13
Coding region: 155-1507 (450 amino acids)
Cellular component (GO): extracellular exosome; endoplasmic reticulum-Golgi intermediate compartment
Molecular function (GO): calcium ion binding
Source: RefSeq, a predicted model, not a curated record
UUCAGUCACAAUUGCAUCAGAUGUUUAAGUGCUUCGCUAGGCUAAACUCUGCCCAUCACUAGUACUCUGUAUCAGCCUUUCCCCGUAGUUAAUGUAUGCGUAUCGUCAAUUCGGACAGUAUUAGCACCCACUACUUAUAAGAACAACUCCAAGGAUGUUAUCUGGAAGGCUUCUGUUGGUUUCAACUUUGUUUGCGGUUACAAGGUCAGUUCCAGUUGACAGAAAUGUAAAAAUCCCAGAAGAACAAAACAAUGUAGAAGACAAGGAGGAAGACUCACUGGACACAGGCCUGUACUAUGACCGUUACCUUCGUGAGGUAAUUGAUGUUCUAGAGACAGACACGCAUUUUCGAGAAAAGCUCCAGGCCGCCAAUGCAGAUGAUAUCAAGAGUGGGAAACUAAGUAAGGAGCUUGACUUUGUUAGUCACCAUGUCAGGACGAAACUUGAUGAAUUAAAAAGACAGGAAGUCUCCCGCUUGCGAAUGCUCAUUAAAGCCAAAAUGGAUGCCACAACUGAUCAAAAUGUACAGAUUGACCAUACAAGUCUAUUAAAACAGUUUGAGCAUCUUGAUCAACAGAACCAGCAUACUUUUGAGGCUCGUGACUUGGAGAUGCUAAUUAAGGCAGCAACACGUGAUCUUGAGAGUUAUGAUGCUGCCAGACAUGAGGAAUUCAAGCGAUAUGAGAUGCUAAAGGAGCAUGAAAGAAGGGAAUACUUAAAGUCUCUUGAUGAGGAAAAGAGAGAGAAGGAAGAAAGGAGACUGGAGGAAAUGAAACAAAAACACAAGGAGCAUCCCAAAGUUAAUGUGCCUGGUAGUCGGGAUCAACUUCAAGAAGUCUGGGAGGAAACAGAUGGUCUUGACCCGAAAGAAUUUAACCCCAAAACAUUCUUCAAGCUGCAUGAUACUAAUGGUGAUGGUGUUUUGGAUGAACAAGAAAUGGAGGCAUUGUUCACCAAAGAGCUGGAGAAAGUAUAUGACCCCAAAAAUGAAGAAGAUGAUAUGAUGGAAAUGGAGGAAGAGAGAUUAAGAAUGAGAGAGCAUGUCAUGAAAAAUGUAGACACAAAUCAUGAUCGACUUGUUAGUUUGCAGGAGUUUCUGAAGUCAACGGAGAGAAAAGAUUUUUCUAAUACUGCAGGCUGGGAGACAUUAGAUGAGAAGCCUGCAUACACUGAGCAGGAACUUAGGCAGUUUGAGGCAGAUCUUGCUGUUCAGGAGGCAGAGCUUGGAAAGAGAGCGGAGCAACUUUGGAAAGAACAUGAGGACCUAAAACAACGGGAGAGAGAGCUGCAGGAGCAAAAGAAAGAGUACCAGCAGGCAGUAAUGCAGAUGGCACAACGACAGAAAGCUCCACAGGUACAGGAGCAACCUCCAUCAGGUCCUCAAGAAGAGCUGCAAUUUGUGGGAGACAAACAGCCAGAAAAAGAAAAAAUUGAACAAACACACCUUCAAACAGAAACACUACCUCCCACUGAGCCCCCAAGAAAUCAGCCUGAUCAAGCAUCUUAGGGAUAAUAGUCCUUGCUAUGUUUUCCAUUGUCUCUCUCACUCUCCUUUCCCAUAGCAUUUUAUUGUUGAAUGGACACUCUUUACUUAAUUUUCAUUACUAUUAAUUUCUAAAGACAUGCUUUUUUCUGUUUCUUUUUUGGAAUAAUGACUUUGUUUGAAAGAUUCUCGCAUUUUGCUUUUAGUAAAACUUUGUCUAGUCCAAAAGUUAUCAUUUGAUUUAUUUUUCUGUGGACUUCUGUGUUUCCACAAUUAACAUUUUCUUUGGUAUAAAUUACUUGCAGUUGAUCCAUGGCCACCUUUUUAUCAGUGAUCCAGAAAUUGAAUUUAAUAUGGAUUGUGGCCUGCCUGUUUUACUACAGUGUGUUUUGAAUCAGAUACAUUUUUCCAGGAAUAUCUGUUUUAUGAGGUUUGCUCAGCCAUCCCACUAAGGAGGGAAAGAUUUUAGCACUGGCAACCAAUAUGAUCCAUAUGUGCAAGCAGAACCGAUUUUUUUUUUUAAAAAGGCAAAACCUCUAUUUAACUAUGUGUUUUGAUUUGAAGAAGAUUUAUUUAUUUUUAAAUUGUACUUUUUUAUGGCAUUGUUGCCAGCACUUUAAACAAUACUUGCUGCAAUUUUACAAACUGUCGUAUGCCUUUGUUAAGGUUAAAAAUAAUUAAAUGAAGUACAGCAUUGCUGUCUUAAUAAAGAAACUAACAACAAA